AUGGCGGUUCCCGAAGUAGUCGACGGCCCCAAGGUCAUCACCCUGACCAAUGAGGAGCGCGACAGCGGCGUCAUGGGCGACAAGAAGCUCUACGACGCCAUCGAGGCCUUCUUCACCGACGGAUUGGUGGUUGUAGAGAACGCCAUCGAUGUCGGCAUCAUCGACAGGUUGAACGAGAGGAUGCUCCAGGACACAGAGAAGCUGCUCAAGGGCCAAGGCCAGAUCCACUACAACCACCUGAACAAGAGCGCGGCGACAAAGGGUGCCGCUGCUGGCGGCAACCUGUCUCAAGUGCCGCCGUUGGAGAAGGGUAAGCGACUAUACGAAAGCGUCCGGUCCGAGAUAUCGCAUGCUGACACGCCUUUCCCUGUAGAAUGGCUCUUCCCCGAGGUUUACGCCAACAAGCACGGCUCGCGCAUCAUCUCCAACAUCCUGGGCCCCAAGCCCGAGGUCCACUUCAUCCGCUCCAACACCCUCAUCGCCAAUGAUGACCGCCAGAUGGUCCACGCCGACCUGCGCUUCGAGCACCCGGAGCACCCCUUCGCCAUCGCCUACAAUACCUGCCUGAUCGACGUCGGCCCCGAGAACGGCUCCACCGAGAUCUGGCUGGGCACCCAGAACACCAACCUGGACUACCACCGGGAGCUUGGCGAGCCCAUGAUCGCCGAGGACAAAGUCGAGGAGCGACGCAAGAUCCGGCCCCCAGUCUACCCGCGCAUCAAGCGCGGCUCCAUCAUCUUGCGCGACCUCCGUCUGUGGCACGCCGGAGUGGCCAACCCCACCAAGGAUACCAGGAUCAUGCUGGCCAUCGUGUACUACGCGGCCUGGUACAAGAACGGUGUCGUCACCCAGAUGCCCGAGUCUCUCAAGCCUCAUAUCGCCGCCCUCGAGGAGUAUGGGCAGCAAAAGAUUGCGGUGGAGUGGGUUCCAGAUGAGGGAUACAACUACCUGGACAUCAAGUUCAGCAACAACUUUAGCUCAACCUUGACGCCUUGGGUAUGGGAGAAGAUUCAGCACAUCAAGACCGUCAAGGGCUACUAA
Thyridium curvatum is the source of this 1041-nucleotide messenger RNA. RefSeq lists its product as uncharacterized. The record is from RefSeq and is a predicted model, not a curated record. NCBI's taxonomy places the organism in Eukaryota, Fungi, Ascomycota, Sordariomycetes, Thyridiales, Thyridiaceae. The coding region runs from base 1 to 1041 and encodes 346 amino acids. The transcript is spliced from 2 exons.